UGUAAUUCAUCCCGUUUCAACAGGUUGAACCCCAAACACUUUUUAAGAUCUCCGUACAUCCAUAACGGAACUUCAACGUCUUUUUUGCAACCGAUUCUCUUCUUUUUGAACUAAAACCUGAAAAAUCACUUAAAAAAAAAAAGCACACACACGAGAAAUAAAAUAACUUUACAAAAAAAAUUCUUUAAAAAAAAAGGAGAAUCGGACCGCCGGUGUGAUACGUCGCUCCGGCGAAAGACAGGUAGUCAUAUUCGAUACUCAUCUCAAAUCCGGAUAAUAUAAGAGAUACUCCAUUCCAGAACUUGAUGAAGUGGAUCGAGAUAUUAAAAGAUGCAUGUGAGAUAAUGAAACAUCGAUAUUGCUGUAGGAUGUGGUUGGUACCUAUGAAGGUGUGAUAGGCAGUGAUCCUAGCACUCUGAUUUCCAAUCUCUUUUAGUCUAUGCAGUUUAAUGGUGGGGUAUGCUCUUAAACUUGAAGGAAUAAGUGGAAAGUGGUGAGUAAAAUCGGAUAAAAUGAACGUCACUGCUGGUUUUAUAUCAGAUGAACGCCGGGAGAUUGUCCAAUCUGCUUCAGGGAGUGAAGAUCCAAUGCAAAUCCCCAUUUCUUCAAAAUCUCCAAGGUCAACACAGGUCCAUGGCAAAGGAAGUCCCGUUAACCAUGAUAGGCAGUCACGUUCCCCAAUAGAUGGUCGUCCUAAGAAAGGUGGUUGUGGUGGUAAAGGAACUUGGGGAGGGUUACUCGAUUCUGAUUCCAGUUAUGCUCUUGACCCAAAUGACCCAAACUACGAUAGCAGUGAGGAAUAUGGACAUCCAAAUGCAAGAAAAUCUGCACCUGAUUUUGAUGCGUUUAAAAAGAAGGCGACAAUAAUAGUGGAGGAAUACUUUGCUACUGAUGAUGUUGACUCAGCUACCAAUGAAUUAAAAGAACUUGCAAUGCCCAGUUACAACUAUUACUUUGUAAAAAAGCUGGUCUCUAUGGCUAUGGAUAGGCAUGACCAUGAAAAAGAAAUGGCUGCUGUUCUAUUAUCUGCACUCUAUGCUGAUGUAAUUGAUGCCCCGCAGGUUUACAGAGGCUUUAGUAAACUGGUGGAAUCUGCAGAUGAUCUGAUUGUAGAUAUACCGGAUACAGUUGAUAUCCUUGCAUUGUUUAUAGCUCGAGCUGUGGUUGAUGACAUACUCCCUCCUGCAUUCCUUAAAAAACAAAUAGCACUCUUACCUAAUGAUUCAAAGGGGGUGGAAGUCUUGGAAAGAGCUGAGAAAGGGUAUCUAGCAGCUCCUAUGCAUGCAGAAAUUAUUGAGCGUCGCUGGAGGGUUAGCAAGAAAACAGUUGAGGAUGUAAAGGCAAGGAUAAACAACUUGUUGAUAGAAUAUGUAACGAGUGGUGACAAGAAAGAGGCUUAUAGAUGCAUCAAGGAUUUGAAAGUUCCUUUCUUCCACCAUGAAAUAGUUAAACGAGCACUUGUUAUGGCAAUGGAAAGGCGACAAGCUGAAGAUAGACUACUGGAUCUACUCAAGGAAGCAGCUGAAGAAGGUCUGAUAAACUCAAGUCAAAUUACAAAGGGAUUUGAUAGGUUGAUUGACACAAUUGAGGAUUUGUCCCUUGACAUACCAAAUGCACAGAGGAUACUGAAGUCUUUGAUUUCUAAGGCUACAUCUGAUGGAUGGUUGUGUGCUUCAUCUUUAAGGUCUUUUUCAUUGGAGCCCAGAAAAAAUUUAUUGGAAGACAAUUUUACUAGAACUUUCAAGUUGAAGUCUCAAUCAAUUGUUCAAGAAUAUUUUUUGACCGGUGAUAUCUCUGAGGUUUUUAGCUGUAUAGAAGCAGAGAAUAAAACUUCCUCAGGUGAACUGAAUGCUAUCUUUGUUAAAAGGUUGAUAACUUUAGCAAUGGAUCGGAAGAACAGGGAGAAAGAAAUGGCUUCUGUUUUGCUAUCAUCAUUAUGUUUUCCUGCAGAUGAUGUAGUAAAUGGGUUUGUGAUGUUGAUAGAAUCUGCCGAUGACACUGCUCUAGAUAAUCCAGUUGUUGUUGAGGAUCUUGCUAUGUUUUUGGCUAGAGCAGUGGUAGAUGAAGUUUUAGCCCCACAGCACCUAGAAGAGGUUGGUAGCCAAUUUCUGGGGACGGACUCUAUUGGGGGCAAAGUGCUUCAAAUGGCAAAGUCAUUGCUAAAGGCUCGACUUUCAGGAGAGCGCAUCUUGAGGUGUUGGGGUGGUGGUGGUAGCAGUAGGCCGGGAUGGGCCGUUGAAGAUGUGAAACACAAAAUAGGAAAGCUGUUAGAGGAAUAUGAAUCCGGAGGAGACAUUAGGGAAGCUUAUCGAUGCAUAAAGGAGUUAGGCAUGCCAUUCUUCCACCACGAGGUUGUAAAGAAAGCAAUGGUGAUGGUUAUGGAGAAAAAGAACGAAAGACUUUGGGGUUUGCUUGCACAUUGUUUUGGCUCAGGGCUGAUAACCAUGAACCAGAUGACAAAGGGUUUCUCGAGGGUAGAAGAAUCACUUGAUGACUUGGCUCUUGAUGUGCCUGAUGCCCGAAAACAGUUUCUAGCAUAUGUCGAAAAAGCAAAGACUACCGGUUGGUUGGAUUCAUCGUUUCAUUAUGGCAAUUCCAUAAACGGUAAAGAUAAUGGGGCCUGCCAAUAAUAACGAGUUUACAGGGAAGUUGAGUUCCUUCUAGCUGUGCCCUGGUUUUGCAGAAAAUAAGUUAAGAAUUGACUUAAAUUUAAACAUUUGCCUGACACACACUGCAUUAUUGUUGAAGUCAGCAUGUUUUGCUUUUUUUCUUUUUUUCUUUUUUUGCCAUUACAGCUUCUGUAGUUAUGUUCCUGGUACUUCAGUUUCUGCUCAACUCCAAGACCCAACAUGCCAAAUUCCACCAAAUGAAUGUUGGAGAUUGUUAUCACAUUCGGAAUCCCAUUUUUGUUGCAUUGCAUUGAAAGAGCUGACCUUCGGGAAUCUGCUCAUUUUCAGUGCAAAAAUAACUCUAGAACUUGGACUUACUACUCUGGAACAGUUUCUUUAUUUUUGUUUUUGGUUGUCCUAUAAUUUGUUAAUCUUAUUUAUUUAGGUAGCUCAAUUUUUAUGUUAUUUCAUUUUGUUUAGCAAGAUCUGACUUGAUUUGUACGGCAAACUAUAAUUUUAUUAUUUGAUUUGUUUUGCAA
This is a messenger RNA of Gossypium arboreum, 3148 nucleotides long. RefSeq names its product MA3 DOMAIN-CONTAINING TRANSLATION REGULATORY FACTOR 2. Gene Ontology annotation, biological process: negative regulation of DNA-templated transcription. The record is from RefSeq and is a predicted model, not a curated record. Bases 513 to 2630 code for a protein of 705 amino acids. The transcript has 6 exons. NCBI's taxonomy places the organism in Eukaryota, Viridiplantae, Streptophyta, Magnoliopsida, Malvales, Malvaceae.